Molecule: messenger RNA, 2098 nt
Organism: Nyctereutes procyonoides (raccoon dog)
Lineage: Eukaryota; Metazoa; Chordata; Mammalia; Carnivora; Canidae
Gene: ALB
Product: albumin
Exons: 15
Coding region: 77-1903 (608 amino acids)
Biological process (GO): transport
Cellular component (GO): cytoplasm; blood microparticle
Source: RefSeq, a predicted model, not a curated record
AGAAGUAUAUUAGUGUGAAUUUCCCUCUGUUCGUCCUACCUUUUCUCUUCUAUCAACCCCACAAGCCUUUGGCACAAUGAAGUGGGUAACUUUUAUUUCCCUCUUCUUUCUCUUUAGCUCUGCUUAUUCCAGGGGCUUGAUUCGUCGAGAAGCACAUAAGAGUGAGAUUGCUCAUCGGUACAAUGAUUUGGGAGAAGAACAUUUCAGAGGCCUGGUGCUGGUUGCCUUUUCUCAGUAUCUCCAGCAGUGUCCAUUUGAGGAUCAUGUGAAACUAGCCAAGGAAGUGACUGAGUUUGCAAAAUCCUGUGCUGCUGAAGAGUCAGGGGCCAACUGUGACAAAUCCCUUCACACCCUGUUCGGGGACAAGCUGUGCACGGUGGCCUCCCUCCGGGAUAAGUAUGGGGACAUGGCUGACUGCUGCGAGAAACAGGAGCCCGAGAGGAACGAGUGCUUCCUGGCCCACAAGGACGACAACCCCGGCUUCCCCCCACUGGUGCCCCCCGAGCCUGAUGCCCUGUGCACCGCCUUCCAGGACAACGAGCAGCUGUUCCUGGGGAAAUACCUGUAUGAGAUUGCCAGAAGACAUCCGUACUUUUAUGCCCCAGAACUCCUCUACUAUGCUCAACAGUACAAAGGAGUUUUUGCAGAGUGCUGCCAAGCUGCUGACAAGGCUGCCUGCCUGACCCCCAAGAUUGAUGCUUUGAGGGAAAAAGUACUGGUUUCAUCUGCCAAGGAGAGAUUCAAGUGUGCCAGCCUCCAAAAAUUCGGAGAUAGAGCCUUUAAAGCCUGGUCAGUAGCUCGCCUGAGCCAGCGUUUUCCCAAAGCUGAGUUUGCAGAGAUUUCCAAGGUGGUGAGAGAUCUUACCAAAGUCCACAAGGAAUGCUGCCAUGGUGACCUGCUGGAGUGUGCAGAUGACAGGGCGGAUCUUGCCAAGUAUAUGUGUGAAAAUCAAGAUUCAAUCUCCACUAAACUGAAGGAAUGCUGUGAUAAGCCUGUGUUGGAAAAAUCCCAGUGUCUUGCUGAGGUGGAAAGAGAUGAGUUACCUGGUGACCUGCCCUCAUUAGCUGCUGAUUUUGUUGAAGAUAAGGAGGUUUGCAAAAACUAUCAGGAGGCAAAGGAUGUGUUCCUGGGCACGUUUUUGUAUGAAUACUCAAGGAGGCAUCCAGAGUACUCUGUCUCAUUGCUUUUGAGACUCGCCAAGGAAUAUGAAGCCACAUUAGAGAAAUGCUGUGCCACCGAUGAUCCUCCUACAUGCUAUGCCAAAGUGCUUGAUGAAUUUAAACCUCUUGUGGAUGAGCCUCAGAAUUUAGUCAAAACAAACUGUGAACUUUUUGAAAAACUUGGAGAGUAUGGCUUCCAAAAUGCGCUCUUAGUUCGUUACACCAAGAAAGCACCCCAAGUGUCAACUCCAACUCUCGUGGAGGUCUCAAGAAAACUAGGAAAAGUGGGCACCAAAUGUUGUAAGAAACCUGAAUCAGAGAGAAUGUCCUGUGCUGAAGACUAUCUGUCCGUGGUCCUGAACCGGUUGUGUGUGUUGCACGACAAGACCCCAGUGAGCGACAGAGUUAGCAAAUGCUGCUCAGAGUCCUUGGUGAACAGACGACCAUGCUUUUCUCAUCUGGAAGUCGAUGAGACCUAUGUUCCCAAAGAGUUUAAUGCUGAAACAUUCACCUUCCAUGCAGAUUUAUGCACACUUCCUGAGGCUGAGAAACAAGUCAAGAAACAAACUGCACUUGUUGAACUGCUGAAACACAAGCCCAAGGCAACAGAUGAACAACUGAAAACUGUUAUGGGAGAUUUUGGAGCCUUUGUAGAGAAGUGCUGCGCAGCUGAAAAUAAAGAGGGCUGCUUUUCUGAAGAGGGUCCAAAACUCGUUGCUGCUGCUCAAGCUGCCUUAGUCUGAAAGAACACAAUAACAAACAUCUCAGCCUUCCCUGAGAAUAAGAGAAAAAAAGAGAAAUGAAGACCUAGAGCUUAUUCAUCUGUUUUUCUUUUCUGUUGGUGUAAAACCAACCCUCUGUCUUAAGAACACAAAUUCUUUUAAACAUUUUGCCUCUUUUCUCUGUGCUGCAAUUAAUAAAAAAUGAAAAGAAUCUAA